UCCAACAUGGCGCGGGGGAGGGUUCGGUCCUGAGCGCUCGGACUUCUGAUAAGCGCAGUUCGGCAGUUAGAUUAAACUUUGUCAUCGCCUCACAGUAUAAAAGCGCGUUCUGGGGAAUUUAUGGAGUCGAAUGCUUGACCGAACCUACAUUAUACACUAGUUCUGAUGCUCUGCCGCAGCAAUGUUCAGCAAAAAGAAGAAGCAGCGCAUUCAGAUCUCAGCUCCCUCCAACUUUGAGCACCGUGUGCACACUGACUUUGAUGAGCAGGAGCAGAAGUUUGUGGGGCUUCCUCGCCAAUGGCAGAGCCUCAUCGAAGACACGGCCAAAAGGCCCAAGCCUUUUAUCGAUGCCACAGUCAUCACCACUGUGGAGCCUCGCAAGGCCAUAGUGCGAGGUAGUAAGAUAGGAGUUGACGGUUCUCUGACGUGGCUCCUAGAUGAGUUUCAAACCAUGUCAGUGAUCCGUUCGAACUCGCUGCGACGGGACAGUCCUCCCACACAUCCUCGCAGAGACUCUGGCUCCUCUGGGACACAGGAGAACGGGGAACAUCAUCAUCAUCGGCCUCAUGAUCAUGUAGGCGAGAGCAAAGAGAGAGAGAAAACACGUCCCGAUUCCCAGAGACCACCUCGAACCCACAGGGAAGAUGGAAGACCAAUGCAGCCCCAUGGCCAAGAGCCAAGCAGACACAAAGAUCAAGAACGACCCACUGGACCUCACGCACCACCUCACAGAGAACGAGAACGAGAUCACCAUAAUCCAGUGGUCUGGAGGGAAGUGGCAAAUGACAAAAGGCCAAAAUCCAGCUACACAAGUCAGGACGAAAGACCACAGUCUCCACGAGACAAGAGACCUCUCUCUGGACCAAAUGUUCGAACCCCCAAUCUGCCUCUUACAGAGGGUAUAAUGAAGCCAGCUCAACAAAGUCGGCCAUUUAACACUUACCCCCGCACUGAAAGUGACUCUGCACGAAAUCCCAGCAAUCAGGACCUGAAGCCAGGCAGGACUCACGAUCCUCCUCAAAAUGGCCCGGCCAGUGGAUCAAGCCGAAGUGGAAGCAGUGGGGGUAAGGGCUCCUCCCAGCAGCAUCAUGCCUCUCACCCUGCUUUGGGUCCAGAACCUGCUCACAGCCAGCCAUUACUUCCAGCAUCUCGACCCACUGUGCCUUCUGGACCACCACAGCAACCUCAACGUGUUUCUCAUGAGCAGUUCCGUGCUGCCCUGCAGAUGGUGGUGGAUCCUGGUGACCCACGCACCUACCUGGACCAUUACAUCAAAAUAGGCGAGGGCUCCACUGGUAUUGUGUGUAUUGCAACAGUUAAGAGCACAGGCAAACUGGUAGCUGUGAAAAAGAUGGAUUUGCGCAAACAACAGCGUCGAGAGCUGCUCUUUAACGAGGUGGUGAUCAUGCGAGACUAUCACCAUGAGAAUGUUGUGGACAUGUACAACAGUUACUUGGUCGGUGAUGAGCUCUGGGUCGUCAUGGAAUUCCUUGAAGGUGGAGCGCUCACUGACAUUGUCACACAUACGAGGAUGAAUGAAGAGCAGAUCGCCACUGUGUGCCUGUCUGUGCUUAAGGCUCUGUCAGUGUUGCACGCUCAGGGUGUCAUCCAUAGAGACAUUAAAAGCGACUCUAUUCUACUUACUCAUGAUGGCAGAAUAAAGCUGUCUGACUUUGGCUUCUGUGCACAAGUUUCAAAAGAGGUCCAACGCAGAAAGUCAUUGGUUGGAACUCCAUAUUGGAUGGCACCUGAGCUCAUCUCAAGACUGCCAUAUGGACCAGAGGUGGACAUUUGGUCUCUUGGCAUUAUGGUAAUUGAAAUGGUAGAUGGAGAGCCUCCCUAUUUUAAUGAACCUCCACUCAAAGCAAUGAAGAUGAUUCGAGACAACUUACCACCCAAACUAAAGAACCUUCACAAAGUCUCACCGCUUCUAAAGGGUUUCUUGGACAGGAUGCUUGUAAGGGACUCUGCCCAGAGGGCCACAGCUCAGGAGCUCCUCAAGCAUCCAUUUCUCUCUAAAUCUGGCCCUCCCUCUUGUAUUGUGCCCCUCAUGAGGCAAAACCGCAUGAGAUGAGCACAAGAGUGACAACCAUUCCACCAGGAGCUUUUGUUUAUCUCAAAGAACGGACCCUUUGAGGCAGGAGGUUUGCAGACAAGUGUGGCUCUGCAUGCUUUGGUUUUCAGAUUAAGCAUUUGAAAAUACUUGCCUCAAAAUACUAUAAACACUGCUGUUGACUUGAACUGAGGCUUUUCGAAGGGACUAAACUGAAAGAAGCUCUGCAAGGACAACACUGAUGAUUUUACACUAGUUGUAUGAUCACUGGAAACCUGUUGCUUUGGUAAAGUGAGAAUUGAGUGUCAGUGUUCCUCUUUUACUAAGGAGGGUUUUUAAUUGAUUCUGUGGUUUGAAAGAUCUCUCACUGACUGUGUUUCUGGGUGAAGCAAUUACUAUCUCCCUUUAACAUCUGGGACUUUUUGGAUCUGCUGUCUCCCAUAGCCCCAGCCCGAAUCCCCACCCACACAGUGGAAGUAGUGCUCUGUUUCUAAACUAAAAUUUCACCUCCCGCAUUGUAACCACUUUCUGACUUCUAAGCAAUGUAAAGAGGAAAAUAACUACUGAAGAGCUAUAUUGUACUUUAUCAAAAGUAAAAAAAACACUAGGCUUCUGUUACAACCCUAGACUAGGUCAACACUGGAUGUGUGCUUUUAAUUCCUUUCCAAGAUUUUGUGAAUUUUUUUUUAUUAUAAUUUUUUUUUUAAAUAUAUAUCUUUUGGGUGACAGUGAAGAUAUUUUAAGCACUGUUUUAGGAUUAAAGCUGCACUCCUGGUUUUUUUUUUCUUUCAACCCAACACUAAAUAUACAGGAAAAUCCCUCGUCCCUUUAAAACAGUAUGAAAUGUCACCAAAUAUCUAAAGGGAUCUCUUACCAUGUAGCUCUGCAUCUCGACAUACUGUGUACAUUCUUGUGCAGAAUUCCUUUUAACAUGUGAAGUGUACGAGUGAAACUUUCAGGACUGUGUGAACAUUCAGCUGGACCUAUGUGUCGUAUUCAGGCAGAACUUGUGAUUGUGAAAGCAUUGUCAAUUAGAAGAUGAACUAAAUCGGAUGCAUGAAAUCAAACGCUAUCCUGUAGCACUCUAGGCAUGGCACAGUCCUAUGUUCCUCAGUCUAAGCCUUUGACUGUUCAGAAGCUGCUGUCCCUGUGUCCUGCUGCAUAUAAACACUAACAAGAACGGCCUAAAGUGAUGUAGCUUUGGGCUUGUUUAAGCACAAAUGCCCAUUUUAGUGCAGGGCUCUGUAAGUAACUGUGCCUUUAUAUUCUAUUCCCAAGCUUUUAAGGCUUGCAUGAGAGCACAUUCGCUUGUACCUAGACAGCAACCUAAGAUGUGACACUAACUGAGAGAAUAACUGUAAACUUCUAAAUUUCACACUACACCAAGCAUAGAGUGUGCUUGUGCUGUUACACGUUUCAGCCUUAAAUAAGCAAAUUAAUCAGUUGGGAGUUUCUUCUUAUAAUAAUACGAAGAAGUAAUAUUUUUUCUAAUAUACGUAUGUAGAAAAACUGGAGAUGUUGCAAUGCAAUGUAUAUGAUGUGAGAGUUUUUUUUAAAUCUUACUGAUGCCUUAACAACUCUCAUUCCAAUUGUAGUCAAAUUCGUUAACAAAUCAAUCCAUGUGUAGAUCUAGACAACAAAUGUUACAUUUUUUAUUUUAUUUUUUGUUUGGAUUUUUUUUUUUGUUUAACUAAUAAUACUUACCAGCAGCUUUUUUUCCUUACAAAAAAGUGCUCCAGUUUUUGGAGUAGAAACUAAAAGACAAUCAAACAUCUGAGUAGCAUAAACAUUUCUUACAGUGAAAGUAGAUUAACUUGUGUAUGUACAAAUGAUCCUUCAGUGACCAAAUAGCAUUCAUGAUAUUUUUUUUUUAAACUGGGAAUUGUUUGUAAGUAUUAAGUUGAUCUAGGAACAAGUCAUUACUUUAUUCCUUAACAGCCUUAAUGCAGUUAAAUCCUCCACACUACUCAGUGGCACAUGCAGUUGUCAAUAUGCUUUCCAGUGUGUGAUUACUGAGUUCUGGCCCAAAAAAAUAAGUCUCUCAAAUUGAAAUCUUUCUUUAACAUAAAAUGUUAAUAAUAUCAGGGCAUGUCUUGAAAACUGCAAGUGUUGCUUUGCUGUUAAAUGGGAAAUACUGUAGUGUGAGAGAUGUAAAUGUUCAGCUCAUUUAUACAUGUAUAUGAAUUUGUGUUUGGAAACAUCUUGUACCAUUCUGUCCAUCUCCCAAGUCACGAUUCUGCCUGUGUUCAUUAACUAGGUACAUUUCUGCAUUUUGAAGAUGCACAAAUGGGUUUUUACACCAUUAUUUCAUUUCUCUAUUUGCUAGUAAUAUAAAUGUUGUUGAACAUAGACUGUGUUCCGUACAGAUCAUAUAACUGUAGAAAUGCCUCAUGCUCAGUACACUUUCACUACAUGUGAGCAAUGCGUCAUCUAGGUUUUCCUGAUUUCAUUGUGUUUAUUUAAAUCAGUUGUACUGAUACAGAUGUGGUACUGGCAUUGUACAUUAUGAAUUGCUUUCCUUUCAGAUCUGUUAGUUUGCCAAAACCGCAAGUCCAGGUAAUGGGCUCUGCUUAUUCAUACAGCGUCUGUAUCAAUACAUUCUGAAACCACCGUCUAUGUUUGAGUGUGUGUGUAAUUUAAAGCAAUAUCUGUAGUUCUGCAAUGUGUAAUUUUAGCGUUUAAACAGUUUGUUUUGGUUUGAAACGACUGAAUGGGAGUACACUUUAAUGAGCGAUGGCAUGUAAACAAUGAUUCAAAAGUUGCGGUCUUUCUUAGCUGGCAAACCCAUGAUUUUAGAUUCAUUUCCUCAGACACAAGCUCUUACUCCUGUUUGGACUGCGACUACUAUUGACUGGCCUGUUUAUGUUCGUGCCUCAGCCAGUUCAGUCCUCUCAUUGUGUUAACUCUAGUCUUGCAGAAAUUUUACUUUUGGUUGACACCUGAUGUCAGUUCCCUUCAUGAUUUGUGAUAUUAUAUUGUUAAAAUGACUUCCUCCCUCUCACCCUAUUUUUUUUUUCUCGGAAUACACUUUUCUGCGUACAAA
This is a messenger RNA of Silurus meridionalis, 5096 nucleotides long. It is a transcript of the gene pak4, whose product is annotated as p21 protein (Cdc42/Rac)-activated kinase 4. Gene Ontology annotation, cellular component: cytoplasm. Lineage: Eukaryota; Metazoa; Chordata; Actinopteri; Siluriformes; Siluridae. The coding region runs from base 182 to 2074 and encodes 630 amino acids. The transcript has 10 exons. Gene Ontology annotation, biological process: protein phosphorylation; intracellular signal transduction; regulation of MAPK cascade. Gene Ontology annotation, molecular function: ATP binding; protein serine/threonine kinase activity. The record is from RefSeq and is a predicted model, not a curated record.